AUGAACUUGGCGGGAGUGCGGAGCAAGGUCUCGACUUACUGGGAGAAAUUCUUAAUAACGCACGCUUACGCCAAGUCUCUACUGGAUACCGGCUUCUUUUCUUUGGAGAAUGCCGCACGAGAGUGUAGCCAAACCUUUUACUACAACUACACUAAACGCCAAGCCUUUGGUGAACUGACCACCAUUAUUACAAGUUGGAAACAUUCUCCCCCAAAAGACUGGACCGCUGCUGCUACGACAGUCCGCAACCGGGGCACAGAGUGUAACGCUGCCACUUGGAUAACAGCGUUUCCCUUGUACUUCUACAAUCGUACGGAGCAGAUGAGUUUCUCUGUAGACCGUGUAGCCCGACUCACACACUCUUCCAAUGAUGCCGCCGCUGGGGCACAGUUGCAGGCCUACGCCAUCAGUCUGGUUCUAAAGAAUAAAAAGAUGAAGGAACUUGAGUUUCUCGCCGCUCUUGUUGAAUACACUAGCAAGUCUCUCCCCGAUUCUGUACGCCAGAAAUUUUAUACACGUAUGAUGAUGGUGCUGGACUACGCGGAACGCGCUGAACCAAAGGAAAAACUGUUCAAAGCCAUUGGCGUUGGCACCAGCCCUUUGGACGCAGUUCCCGUUGCCAUUUACUGUGCUGCUAUUGGUCGCCGCAGCGAUUCCCCUUUUGAAACCACCCUUCAUGCGGCAAUGUUAACCGGAGGAUGCACCGAUGCCAUUGGGACCAUGGCUUGUGCCAUUGCAGGAGCCUGGUCCGGAUUCUCAGGUAUACCUGACGAAAUGGUGGGCAUCUGGGACGGCCAGGAGCAGGUGUAUACCUUAGCCGAAGAACUGUACAAGUACGUUUCCACACUGCACGACCCCAACGGACCACUCAGUACUUUUGAAAAUUGGCCACACCUCCUGCCUUCUGCCGGCGCCAUGGCGAGGAUCGGACUGUACUACACCGGAUCUGAUGAUACAGUUAAAUGUCAUUUCUGUCGGUUUACAAUGAGCAACUGGACACCGGGAGAUCCAUACAAUGACCAUCAGAAAUUUAACCGAAAUUGUAUUUUUGUCAAAGAUUGUACUGCUACUCCUGUGUAUGUUCAUGCGGUCUGA
This is a messenger RNA of Paramacrobiotus metropolitanus, 1095 nucleotides long. RefSeq lists its product as uncharacterized. Lineage: Eukaryota; Metazoa; Tardigrada; Eutardigrada; Parachela; Macrobiotidae. The record is from RefSeq and is a predicted model, not a curated record. The coding region runs from base 1 to 1095 and encodes 364 amino acids. Gene Ontology annotation, cellular component: nucleus; mitochondrion. The transcript has a single exon.